UGCACUCUGAGCCGGUCAACACAAACAACCGCAACCAUGACAGACCCCUCCACCCAGGAGUCCUACCCGGUCCCGGACUCGACUGUAGUGGAUGGCACGGUGCGGAACGGCCAGUGCGCCCCGGACGGCUUCAGCAACAACCACCACCAACACCAGAACCACCACCAGCCGCAAGCCAAGAGCCCCGGGCAGUCCGAGCCCUACACCAACGGCCAUGAGAUGAAAAUCACAGACAGCGUGGAGGGAGAAGGUCUCCUGGAGAGCAGCAUGCGCCUGAAGCCCCACGAGGCCCAGAACUACAGGAAGAAGGCGCUCUGGGUGUCCUGGGUCUCCAUCGUGGUCACACUCAUGCUGGCUGUGGCAGCUUUCACUUUAUCAUUCAUGAGACACAGCGCGUCAGCCUUUGGAUUUGCCUUCGAUGCCUCACUGGACGUCAUGUCAUCAUUCAUCGUCCUCUGGCGCUACAGCAAUGCAGCAGCGGUGCACUCUGCACACAGAGAGUACAUAGCGUGUGUAGUUCUUGGGGUCGUGUUUGUUCUCUCGUCCUUGUGCAUCCUUGGAAAGGCAAUCCAUAAUCUGGCAACCAAGAUGCUCCCAGAAGUGGACGACUUCCUCUUCAGCGUGUCCAUAGUGAGCGGGUUCACCUGUAUUCUGCUGGCCGUGGCCAAGUUCAUGCUGGGAAGAGUGCUGACUAGUCGGGCACUUUUCACUGACGCUUUUAACUCUAUGAUUGGAGCUGUCAUGGGAUUUUCAAUUCUGAUCAGUGCCGAGGUCUACAAGCAGCAUCCCGAUGUCUGGUUCCUGGACGGCACCGUCGGAGUUCUCAUGGCACUCCUCAUUUUCGGAUACGGUGUCAAACUCCUGAGGGACAUGGUGCCCCGUGUGAGGCAGACAAGGAACUAUGAACGUUUUGAGUGAGAGUUGUUGACCAAAAGAGCAAUUCUACACACACACACACAAACACACAUCAUACACAUCCUGACUGCCUCCUGUUCUCUUCCCUCAUCUCUGUCUUUCUAGUUACCUAAAAAUACGCUUCUGCAUAACAGAGGGACGUUACACACAUAUGUUCUCAAACACAUGCAUACAUUUUACAAACAUAUGCUGUAUUUACUGUAGAUAGCACAGUCACCUGCAAAUACACACACACACACACACACACACACACACACACACACACACACACACACACACACACACACACACACACACACACACAUAAAUGUCUGAGAGACCUUGAGGGGAAAGGACAUGAUUGAAGACCUUCUCUUGGGAAGUCUUCUUUUUAACUCUUCUUCACUUUUGAUCCAUAAAACCACAAAUACAUAAGAAACACUCGUAGAAUGAGGAAAAGACUCACGAACCAACAAGAGUAAUCUGUUUGUUCGGCCUGUAUAAUACAGUAGGUGCUGCUAAUAUGCUGUAAAGAGACGUAGCUAAACUCCAUCUUGAGCUGCCCACUGAUUUAUUUAUUUAUCCGAUUAUUAUUAUCAUCAGUUAUACUUAAGUACAGCGGCUCCUUUACUGUAACACAAAAGAGAACCAGUCAACACCUCACCAGCCUCCCCCCUUCGAUGCAGCCACUUCAGAUCGUAAUUUGUUCCUGAGAGAAAGAGAGAGGGAGUGAAAAAGAGAGAGAAAGAAAGCGCCUCUGCUGAGUCAGCAGCCCUUUGUCCAAAAGGUGAAAAGCAGCGGUGUCCGCGGUGAGGUCAGCCUCGGUCUGAAACCCCCGGGCCUAAAAUCAACAGGAGUCUCUUAACGACACGUAUUUGCCAGACUAUGGCAGGAAACCUGAUUGCACAAAGCUGACGUUAGUUGGCCUGUUGGUGUUAUAUUGCACAACCUUCUGCACUGUACAGUAUAGUACAAUUAGCAACGUUUUCACCAGUGGUUGCUGCCAGUUUAGCUCAGUGCCCAGAAAGAAAACACCUAACCACAAAAUGAGUUGAGGGUAUUGAGCCUGUUUUGUCUGAGUGACUGUAAUGUUUCCUUGCCACUCAUUGUACAUGCGUAGUCUUUUGAUUUGUUUACAUACACAAACACAUACCAUGGCUAGUUAUUAACUGUUAUCCAUAAUCAAACUAUUUUUUACUCGACACAUACAGUGACAUUACAAAGUUUUACCAGUUAAAAGUAAAUAAUUUGCAAUGUUUUUAUAAGGGUGAGAUGGAAAAAAGCACAUGAAUAUUAAUAUUGCUGUAAAAACCUAUCAGGCUUAGAUAAUUAAUAGAUGAGAAAUCAUAAAAAUAACAUUGGCUAUUAUCCUGUUUGGCAUUUUCUUUAUGUACUUGAUCAAUUCGGGUUAUUUAUUACAUUCAUAUAUAUUAAGGAGGAUGAAACCUCACAUGAAUCUAAGCACAAUAACAAAGAUGAGGCCGCCUGUGGGAAUAUCAUCAUUUACACUGAAUAUCAUUAGCAGAGAUCGUGUUUCCUCCAUGUGACUGCUCUGUUCUGCAUGUUCCCAUUGUUAUCAUUCUUUAUUAUGUGACAUGAACAGAAUGUUAAUACACACAACGCGCUCUGUAAAUAUGUUUAUUACACUGUUCAGGUGCAUCGGUAACAGAAGACACAAAUAGACGUAGCGAUUUAAGGCCAACAUAAACAGGCUUUUUGGAGUAGACAGCUCAUAGUUGCAGUAUGAUCUGUGUUGCAUAUAGUUAAACUUGUUUACUCUAGUGUGCAUAUACUGUAAAUGUUGUUUUACAUAUAACUGUAGAUUAUUGGUGAAAUGAAACGACGAGUUCUAACUGUACGUUUUUUGCACUGUAAGUGGAAACCUCAGAUUGGGUGUAGGUGUGAUCUGUCAGUGCUGUCCAAGGCUCAGCUGUGUUUUGCAAAUUCCUCUAAAAGCACUUUUUAGAAGUUUAUCACAGAGCAAAUCAUGAUUUUAAAUGCUGACAGCGUGUGAAAGUGACGAAAGCCACAGAAAUCCAUAUUAUCUGAUUGAACUUGAGUAACUAGAGACACUUGGUGUCCCAAACUCUCAGUGAGACCCUGAUUUAAACAGAAAUUAAUUGUGCGGAUUGAUGUCCUGUCGAAGGACACUUUUCUAAGAAAAUCGAAUCUAAAUGACCUAUUUCAUUCACAAAUUUGAUUUAAUUUAGUCGACUAAUUUUAUACGAAUGUAAUGAGAAAAAUGUUAUGAUAAAUGAACAGAUGUAAAUAAUGAAAAAAUGCUGUAUUAUCUGCAAAUCUAUUGGAUGAGUUCAUAGCCUCCUCAUUUAUAGUCCAUUAAGUGAAAGUAAACAGUUUGAAGCCUGGUUUCUUCCUGUGAAUGUGAAUUUAUAAUGCUUGUGCGCCCCCUUGUGGUCGUAAGCCACAUGACAAAAGGAGUCCAUUAGUAUUCAGUGCACUGGAAACCAGCGGAGAGUUGAAAUCGAUACCAGGCUGAAGACAGUUACAAGGUCUUGGACAGUGACUCCGAUCGGGCCUACAUCCACUCUACACUGUAAUUAUCAAUUGUGAGUCGACACAUUGGACAAGGUGCAAAAUCCUCGGUGUUGUCUUCAGUUGUAUUGUUUGAAGUCUAAGCCAAAAACUGAAGAUGUGAAGCUCAUACCAGUUCAACUCACCUACAGCACACUGAUUGGUAAUAUCCCCCCCCCGCCUCUCCGAUGCAUAGACGACAAUCUUUACCAUGACUUCUAUAAGCAAAGCACAGUGUUUAUAUGCUGACACCACCACAUAGGCACGCAACAAGCUCAUCCUAACACAGUCUCAGUGACAGUAAGCUUUACUGGCUCUGUCGCCCAUAUGGUAAAACUGUUGUGUUCGGAUAAAGCGGAGACUUUCGAUCUCGGUAACACAAUCCUUUCUACCUCUCUAUCGGCACUUUGCUUUUGUUUUCAGACCACUUCUCUUGUUAUGAUAAAUGCCACAGAAACAUAGCUCUCGCUCCUCAGUGGUGUUGGAAGCUGCUGUGCUCAUUUUAAAUCACUGGAAAAGUACAACAACUGAAAAAGGGAGUACAAGCUGUCUGUAAGCCCAUAAUCACAACAGUUGCAUUUGUAUUUCAUUCAUAGAAAAAAUAAAAAAAUCCCCCCUUUCCCAGGACAUGUUUCAAUGCUCGCACUCCAGCUCACUAAGACUCUUCUAUAUCUGUGAAAAAUUACUCAUGAUUAUUUAUUUUAUUACAUUUUGUUGAAAUAGCUCAGACACAGAUUCUGCAGCUGAAUGACCUUUGUGCCAAAUCCCCGAAACCACACGUCCGCUCCGCUGACGUUUGUGUAAUUUGUAAUCGUAUCGAUGAAUGAACUGGUUAUCAUUAUUGCACCAGUAAAGGCAUCAACAUCACACCCAAUCAUUUCACUUCAUUUAUUGAAAAUCAAUUAUGACAGCAAUACCGAAACCACUUCUCUGUUACCAUAGGCUUUGCAUGGGCUUUUAAAACCCCCUUACAGCUACAGUGGUUACGAAAGCAUUGCAGCCACACACACACACACACAACACACACAUAUGUAACUGAAGUGACAACGAGGCUGACUAUGUAACAGAGUCGUUAUUUAUCUGUUUGUACAUUAAUGAUAUCAGUGGUAUUACAGAGGAUGUAAACACCAUUUAUUUAUUUAAAUGAAUGAUAUUUCUUUGUCAAAGAGCGAAGUUUUAUUGAGUAAUAAAGUUUUAUCCUGCUUA
This is a messenger RNA of Pleuronectes platessa (European plaice), 4632 nucleotides long. It is a transcript of the gene tmem163a, whose product is annotated as transmembrane protein 163a. Gene Ontology annotation, cellular component: synaptic vesicle membrane. NCBI's taxonomy places the organism in Eukaryota, Metazoa, Chordata, Actinopteri, Pleuronectiformes, Pleuronectidae. Bases 37 to 918 code for a protein of 293 amino acids. The record is from RefSeq and is a predicted model, not a curated record. The transcript is spliced from 8 exons. Gene Ontology annotation, molecular function: zinc ion binding.